Lymnaea stagnalis (great pond snail) is the source of this 6288-nucleotide messenger RNA. The record is from the annotation of a GenBank genome assembly. NCBI's taxonomy places the organism in Eukaryota, Metazoa, Mollusca, Gastropoda, Lymnaeidae.
CGGAAAUGUUCAGCAACAAAACAAACCACUUGCUCUUGUUAUUUUAAUGACGUUGAUUAAAUUAACGUUUACGUUGGUGAGUGGCAAUGUGUGUUGGUGAGUGGCCAUGUGGUGGUGAGUGGCAAUGUGUGUUAGUGAGUGACAGUAUGUGUUGGUGAGUGGCCAUAUGUGUUGGUGAGUGACAAUGUGUGUUGGUGAGUGGCAAUGUGUGUUAUUCAGAAGCAACGUGUGUUGUUGAGUGGCAAUGUGUGUUGGUUAGUGGCAAUUUUUAAUUUCUAAUUUUCUACCGGUUAGAGGAAAGAGUUCACUUUGAGAAAGGAGUGCAUAGUGAGAAUGAGUGCACAGUGAGAAAUUAAAUAAUAUAUUCAUCUUGAUAUUCAAAACAGCGAGAUAACUUGAGAAUUUUUUUUUUUAAAUGAACAUGUUAAAAGUUGUUUAUAUUUAAAUAUAAAAAGGAUAUUUAAUCUUAUGUCAACAGUGAUGACUAUUUUACAAUGCUUUCUUUGAGUGCCGACAAAACUAAAUUGUUUAAUACACAAACCCACACCUAACAAUCCCUUCUAAAGUUUUAUUUUCUCCAAAUCCUACACAAAGAUUAAUGACAACUUUCUAGCUGUGACUAGCGACAUUUCCUGCAGUCAGGAAUGACAUCCUAGCAUUGCCCUGAGACUUGAUUUUCAUUGACUUGUGACACGACCAGCAAUGACUAGUUACCAAACCGGCAUUGACCUGCAGGAUGACAAACUGUGACAAGUGACAUGUCCAGCAAUGAAUGUGUCCUGUCUAUCAGUGAGUUUUGACGUAACCAGCAGUGACUAGUUACAUGUCCGCAGUGACUUGUGACGUAUCCAGCAGUGACUACUGACAUGUACAGUAGUGAUUUGUGAGUCCAGGAAUGAGUAUUGACAAUUUCUCCAAUACAGUGAGGUAAGGGAAAGUAUUUCUUUCCAACUUAAAAGCAAGGCGUUCGAAUUUGUUUUUACGAAUCUUUCAAGUGGUUGGUGAGAGCGUAAAAACAUCUAUGAAAUUCUAUUCCAUUAAGACCUGUUGCAGCUUGUCAGCACCAGGGAGUCCUUAGACCAUGGUCAGUCGUGAAACACAAUGCUCCAUCAAGGUGAUCACCGGCAUGGGCCUGGCAGUCGCAGCUCUGUUAUUGUAUCACCGUUUUAUUGCAAACAAAUUUUGGUGGCUUAAGAACUAUGUACUGGUGAGUAGAGAACUAUGUACUGGUGAGUAGCGAACUAAUUAUUAUACUUGUGAGUUUAUUCGUCUGAAUUGUUGCUACUCGUAUUGCAUUAUCCGGAACAGGGGUUGGUCGGGUGAAGAAGAAGCUAGGAGUCAAACGUUGAUAGGUUUCAAGUCAGAGCUCUUUAACAAACAAUAAGUCCUAAGAUAUGGUCAAUUCUAGUGGAAACUUAUUAUAGGUAACGAAAUAAUUGAGUAGCUACAUUGGCUUGAGAUCCAGUUGCAUCCGUUUUCUUUUUAAACGAAAAAAAACAUGACUGAAAUUUUCAACUUCAUUGUACGCGCACUUUGUUCUACGAGGCAGGGGCGGCACCAAGUACCAGGCUAGGGAAAUAGGAAUCUUUCUCAAGUCUUAAAAAACAAUCAAUGCAUAUUUUUGAGAGGACUUAAGUAAGAAUCUCACAGCUAGAGACUUACUUUGUUACCCCGCAGUCUCUUUUAAUUGAAGAAAAAUUAAAGAAUAAAGGGGUCCGAUUAUUUCCACACUUUAGGAAAGCAAAGUUCAGAGCCCUUAUUUUUGGCCUUUACCUGAAUCCACCAGGUUGGUCGUGUUACAAAGAUCAAACACUACCCAGUGUCGUCCAUCAAAGGAUUGAACACCGACGCCAUCAACUGCACCACGAACGGUUUGAAGCUUUCCGGGAUUGUCAACAAAGAAUUUGUCAUGACUAAGGUCUCGGGAACUGGUAGGAGCUAAUGAAUUGAUAGACCAAAGUCUCGGGAACUGGUAGGAGCUAAUGAAUUGAUAGACCAAAGUCUAGGGAACUGGUAGGAGCUAAUGAAUUGAUAGACCAAGGUCUCGGGAACUGGUAGGAGCUAAUGAAUUGAUAGACCAAAGUCUCGGGAACUGGUAGGAGCUAAUGAAUUGAUAGACCAAAGUCUAGGGAACUGGUAGGAGCUAAUGAAUUGAUAGACCAAAGUCUAGGGAACUGGUAGGAGCUAAUGAAUUGAUAGACCAAAGUCUCGGGAACUGGUAGGAGCUAAUGAAUUGAUAGACCAAAGUCUCGGGAACUGGUAGGAGCUAAUGAAUUGAUAGACCAAAGUCUCGGGAACUGGUAGGAGCUAAUGAAUUGAUAGACCAAAGUCUAGGGAACUGGUAGGAGCUAAUGAAUUGAUAGACCAAAGUCUAGGGAACUGGUAGGAGCUAAUGAAUUGAUAGACCAAAGUCUCGGGAACUGGUAGGAGCUAAUGAAUUGAUAGACCAAAGUCUCGGGAACUGGUAGGAGCUAAUGAAUUGAUAGACCAAAGUCUCGGGAACUGGUAGGAGCUAAUGAAUUGAUAGACCAAAGUCUAGGGAACUGGUAGGAGCUAAUGAAUUGAUAGACCAAAGUCUAGGGAACUGGUAGGAGCUAAUGAAUUGAUAGACCAAAGUCUAGGGAACUGGUAGGAGCUAAUGAAUUGAUAGACCAAAGUCUAGGGAACUGGUAGGAGCUAAUGAAUUGAUAGACCAAAGUCUAGGGAACUGGUAGGAGCUAAUGAAUUGAUAGACCAAAGUCUAGGGAACUGGUAGGAGCUAAUGAAUUGAUAGACCAAAGUCUAGGGAACUGGUAGGAGCUAAUGAAUUGAUAGACCAAAGUCUAGGGAACUGGUAGGAGCUAAUGAAUUGAUAGACCAAAGUCUAGGGAACUGGUAGGAGCUAAUGAAUUAAUAGACCAAAGUCUAGGGAACUGGUAGGAGCUAAUGAAUUGAUAGACCAAAGUCUAGGGAACUGGUAGGAGCUAAUGAAUUGAUAGACCAAAGUCUUGGGAACUGGUAGGAGCUAAUGAAUUGGUAGCGAAAACAAUAUUAGUUUUGGGUUCAGAUGGCCUUAUAUCCUGUAGAUUUUUUUAGGCAAGGGUGGGGAGUGGGACUCACAGAGUCUAGAGAUAGUAACAAGUAUAAUGCGACAACUAAAUCGAAGGUAGUCUCUGGUCAGAAAUCAAUUCUAUAAUUUUAACCUUUGGUGCACGGUGUGAUAUCUUCAAUCUUUCAGCAAUGCUACUAGCUUAUUUAGCCGUAAUACAACAAUUAUAAUUAGACACAUGUUUAAGUUUUUUGUCAAUUUCGCGUUCAGAAAAUUCAUGAACGAUUUUCCGGUGACUUUUUUAAUCUGGACAACCAUCCUAUUGUCCACUGUAAUUUCCACUGAAUUUUCAUCUGCAAUGUCCCUUGUAAUGUCCACUGUCAACAGGAAUAGAAAAAGGUUCAGGGCUUCACGUUUUAAUUGGCCUCACACGUUUUUAAGGGGCCUCACACGUUUUUAAGGGGCCUCACACGUUUUAAGGGGCCUCACACGUUUUAAGGGGCCUCACACGUUUUUAGGGGGCCUCACACGUUUUUAGGGGGCUCCACCCUUUUUAAGGGGCCUCACACGUUUUUAAGGGGCCUCACACGUUUUAAGGGGCCUCACACGUUUUUAAGGGGCCUCGCACGUUUUAAGGGGCCUCACACGUUUUAAGGGGCCUCACACGUUUUAAGGGGCCUCACAUUUCUAGGGGCAUCAAGGCACCCUUUAGGAAAUUUAGUUAUCUUUAAAAGUGCAGUAGAGAGCAAGUUUUCUAAAAGUUUCGAUUUUCAAAUCAAAUCAAUUUUUUUCCUGUUUUAAUUUUAAAAAAUUCGUUCAUGAAAAAAAAAAACAACCAACUAGCCUUUUGGGGAAGUGGGUAAAAUGUGCUAAAGUAACUCAAAGACUUUUAUAAGAGGGGACGAGUUCAUUAAUUAGUAAUUUAUCUAAAGAGAGUUCUAGUCAGAGCAGUCACGUGACAUUUGGGGGCCCCUUGCCAAUUUGAGGUUUUGUACAUUCAAAGGUAAUAGUUUGUGUUCCACAUCACAACUUAGGGCAAAUAGAAUAUCCGUGGCCCCCUUCCAGCGACGCCUCUGGUUAUAUUAAUUGACAGCUCCAAAUAAACCUUUUAAUUUACUGAAUUUUCAUGACAUUUAUAAUUUAUUCUACUUCAACUUCCUUAAGAUAAAUCAUGUAUUUAUAAAUAUAUCAUAAUUAUUGUGAAUAUAUCAUAUCUUCUUCAUAAUUUGAGUCAUUUCUAUAUAAUUUAAAAGGAUGACUAGCUGAAAUAGGAAUAGCCUUAAAAUUUCAUAGAUCUUUUCUACAAAACAGUACUUGCUCUCUAUUUAGUAUCUGUAACACUUGGAAAUAUUUAAAUAAAUGCAAAAUGGUAGGUAUUAAAUGAAGGCCUUACAUAUAGUUGUGUUUCUCUUUCAUUCAACAUGUCAUAAUGAUGUUAUCUAACAUGUAGGCCUAUAUAAUGAUGUUAUCUAACAUGUAGGCCUAUAAUGAUGUUAUCUAACAUGUAGGCCUAUAAUUAUGUUAUGUAACAUGUAGGCCUAUCAUGAUGUUAUCUAACAUGUAGGCCUCUAAUGAUGUUAUCUAACAUGUAGGCCUAUAAUGAUGUUAAGUAACAUGUAGGCCUAUAAUGAUGUUAGCUAACAUGUAGGCCUAUAAUGAUAUUAUCUAACAUGUAGGCCUAUAAUGAUGUUAUCUAACAUGUAGGCCUCUAAUGAUGUUAUCUAACAUUUAGGCCUAUCAUGAUGUUAUCUAACAUGUAGGACUAUAAUGAUGUUAUCUAACAUUUAGACCUAAAAUGAUUUUAUCUAACAAGUAGGCCUAUCAUGAUGUUAGCUAACAUUUAGGCCUAUAAUGAUGUUAUCUAACAUGUAGGCCUACAAUGAUGUUAUCUAGCAUAUAGGCUUAUAAAGAUGUCAGCUAACACGAUGGCUUAUCAUGAUGUUAUCUAACAUGUAGUCCAACUAUUUGGUCAGAAAAACCUUUUUUAUAAUCAUUUAUGGACGAAUGAAUGCAAAAGAAGAAAGAAAAAAAAAGUAACUUUACUAUUUAGAAGAAAAUUUUUAAAUGCAAAAUGUUUUUGCAGAGCUAGUUUAACUCCCUCCCUAAAAGCAUAUCAUUUCUGCCCCCUCCCCGAGUGGCGUACUAAGGAGGCUCGGAGGGGCGGUCGCCUGGGGUGGUAUUUUUUUUCUUACAUUGGGGAGCGACAUUUUCGGCUAAGUGUAGUUGUGGGUUUUUUUUCGAGGACGGGGGUCUGUAAAACGUUUGGCCCUUUCCGAGUUACACUAAUCCUUGCUGUGCCACUGGAUACCCCCCUUCCUCAUUGAAAUUUAGAGAAACUGUUGUAAUAGUGUGGACCAAUCAGGCUCCCAAAUGCUUUUCCUAACAUUAUUUGAAUAUGUAACAGAGGUAUAGGGGAUCUCAGUGCACAAUUUUACCCUGUUCCUAUCAUGUUAUUUUAAAGAUAUUUCUUGAAUUAACGAUUGCAGACUUUGCGACGUCCACCGUCACGCCCACCAUCAAGGAAUACUUCUGCGACGAAAUGCGAUGUCUGGCCGCAACAUCAGACGGUCGGACCCUCUACCUCACCGGACCGGACAACAAGAAGUUUGAGUGCGUUCAAUUAGUUCUGUGUCAGUUUUAUAUAAUGGUGAUCUAGAUUUCUUAAAGCUGCUUUCAUGAUACACCCUGUGAUUACCACUGUUAUAAGCCCUGCGAUUACCACUGUUAUAAGCCCUGCGAUUACCACUGUUAUAAAUCCCGUGAUUAACACUGUUAUAAAUCCUGUGAUUGCCAAUUUUUGAAUGGUUCAUGAUUGACAGGUAUGAAUGGGCAGUCUUGACCCAAACACAACAGUAUCUUCUCAUCAGCGGGUACACUCUAUAAACACUUAGCUGCUUUAGAAUACAAAUAUUGUAUACUUAAAAAAACGUUCUCCCCUCACAAGGCAAAUUUAAGGGUAUUGACGGCUUACAGCUGGUCUAUUAAUAUUUAUUUUUUGAGGUAAGCGUUGUGCAAGGGUGUACCUUGGGAAGGGAAAUUUUGGGUACUUCCCCCAGGUAUAAAAUUAAUGAGAUGUAAAAUUGGCACGUCUUCAUACUUUUAUAAUUCAAUUAAUAACGAAAAUAUUUGUUUUUACAUAAGAAAGUAUUAUAAAAAGUGAAAAAUGUGACUUACAGAUUUGCGGAAUUGAUCUCUUAUAACAUAAUUAUUACAUCUUGGCAGACUUGACUUUCUCGCACCACCCCCAGCGAAAAUGUACC